Molecule: messenger RNA, 2142 nt
Organism: Scomber scombrus (Atlantic mackerel)
Lineage: Eukaryota; Metazoa; Chordata; Actinopteri; Scombriformes; Scombridae
Gene: ankrd10a
Product: ankyrin repeat domain 10a
Exons: 6
Coding region: 77-1225 (382 amino acids)
Molecular function (GO): protein binding
Source: RefSeq, a predicted model, not a curated record
ACAGUGUGUCGUCUGCUCUGUGGGACCGGGAACACCUGAGAGAAACCUUUGUGUCUCCGGCCUUCACAGUUUACUCAUGUCUGUGGGACUAGAAACAGACUUGUUUGGUGAUGAGGUGUUUACCAGCAUGUUUCCCAUCCACCGCGCCUGUCGGGACGGAGAUGUUGGCGCUUUGGCUUCACUGUUACAACAGCUCUCACACCGGGCUCCUCUCACCGCUGAGGACUCUUGUUAUGGAUGGACCCCCAUUCACUGGGCAGCUCACUAUGGACAGCUGGAGUGUGUGGUGCACCUCGUGCAGAUGGGCUGUGAGGUGAACACGGUGACCAGCCGCUUUAACCAGACACCAACACACACUGCAGCGUUUGGAGGACAUCCUAACUGUGUCGUAUGGCUGACUCAGGCUGGAGCUGACGUCAACAAGCAGGACUUUGUCGGAGAGGCUCCCAUACACAAGGCUGCCAGGUCAGGUAGCUUGGAGUGUAUCCAGGUCCUGCUGAUAGCAGGUGCUAAACCACAUUUAAGGAAUGCCAAUGGGCAGACAGCAGCAGACCUGGCACAAACUCAUGGCUUCCACGACUGCUCCCGCCUCAUCUCCAAUGCCCAGAAGCACCUACUGCAGCUGAGUGGACUCCAUGUGAACGGAGUGCAGAAUGGAAACAGCGCCUCUUGUGGUCAGAGCCUGCUCAGCACAGCAGCCAGCAGGAAGAGGUUGCUGACUGCCACUGAGGCUGGUUAUAUGAAGAAGGCCAAAAGCGAUUGGUUGAUGCAGAACAAUGCAGGUGAGGAGCUGGACAGCAUUAACAUGGAGUCUGCACAGGAGCUCAGCUCAGAUGUUGUAACCAAAGCCAUCACCAGCACACUGCCAGCUGCUGACCAGGAUCACAGUGCACCAAUGCAAACCUCCACAUGUAACAAGGAGUCCUGCCUUCCAGCCAAUCAGCAGACAGUAGCCAGAUCCAGUCAGCGCGCUUCAGCUGACAUGUGUGGCUCCCUCCAUCUGACCGGGAGUCCCAGCAGCUGUGUGUCCCACCGGCCGGCCUGGUGGGGGCUGAUGGGGGCCGAUUGUGGGGACUUCCAGCAUUAUGGACAUUACCACGGCUUUGGAGACACCGCUGAGGAGCUGACUGACAGCAGCCGCCUCGAGUACAAGAGCAGCAUUCAGGCAGAGCAGAAAUACAACCAGGCAGUGGCAAGCAGCAUCCACCUCUACGAUGGCUCGUAAAGAGUGAGGAUUCAUCAUCACAGCCAGCCUCAUUGACACAUGCAAGAAGACUGUCCACCUGCAUGUUGCUUUUAAAGGAGCAGUUUGACAUUUGCUGUCAGAUCUAGAGUCACUACUACAGAGAUCCAGGACAUGUUCAUCCUUGUUUGACUAAAUAAUCUCAAAUCAAAGUCCAUUUACUAGCUUUUUGAGCUUUCAGUAAUAUCUAAUGAUCUCCAUAAGCAGAUAGUUAGCUGGUAUCUGAAAAAAGACCGUCAUUAAGAUCACUACCCCAUAUUCCAUGUUGUAUCUUAACUUCACUUUAGGACAAAAAUAUAAAUCCUCAAAAUUCAAAUGAUUUCCCCCUGAAAUCAAAAUGGGACCAAUAUUGACCUUCUUGUCCCACUCUCAACAUGUCAGACUGCUCCCUUGAAGCCUUUUUUUCUUUUUUUAAAUUUAAUAUCACACGUACAUUUAUUAUUAAGUAUUUCUGUAUUUACAUUUAUCUUUGUUCAUUUACCGCUACUGUUGGCUGAUUUGUACUAUAAGGGCUGUGAGGCGUGUGCUUGUGUUGUGUAGUUGGUGAUGUGUGUCGUGCACUGAUCUCCCGUCCUUCAGCAGGGAGGAACAAGAAAACUGAAAACUCCUUGCUAGCCUUGAUCUACCAAAGGGAAUAUGAUUGAUUUGUUUUUGUUGCUUUCUCAAUCAAAAUCAUGUUAUUUAUGUGUUAGAGAAGAUGAACGUUAUUAGUCCGAGCUGUACUGUAAUUUUAUAAAGUAUACUGUAGACUUUUUAGGAAAUCUUUGUACAGUAAGCUGAAAACAAGCAAUCUUUUUUCUAAACACUGUCAGCUUUUUGGGAAUGUGCACUUUGUGCCAAAAACUCAUUCACACCAGGCACUGCUGCAUCUGACCACUGAUUGUAUACUAUACCAUGUU